CUCUAUAUAAACUCACCAAAUGUUGCUAAGACCUCAAAUUGAGAAUACUGGUUACAAUGGUGCAGAUCAAAUUCCUGUUCGCCAUCCUCGCUGUGAUGACAAUUGUUAUCCUAACUGCCAAUACUGCUGAAUCAAAGGAUUGUCUUUCUGGAGCAUUUAAAGGACCUUGUUUCGCUUGGAGUAGGGAACGCUGCAGGCGAAUUUGCAUGGAGUCAGGAAGACCCAGUGGACAUUGCAGUUCCAGCAUGAAGUGUUGGUGCGAACAAUGUUAGGGCCACAUCCUUAAAACAAGUGAAAAAUUUAAAGAUUUAUACGAACAGAAAACUCUCAUUAAAAAAUCGAAAGCCCAAAAAAUUAAGUAUCAUUCAAUGCAAUCUAUGCUACUGCUUUCAAUAUACACUUGCUAUUAAAAAUAAAAUAGUAUGCUGGCAUUAAAAAAAUGA
Messenger RNA from Drosophila gunungcola (fruit fly), 443 nucleotides. Its product is annotated as drosomycin-like. Bases 57 to 272 code for a protein of 71 amino acids. The record is from RefSeq and is a predicted model, not a curated record. Lineage: Eukaryota; Metazoa; Arthropoda; Insecta; Diptera; Drosophilidae. The transcript has a single exon. Gene Ontology annotation, biological process: defense response.